This is a messenger RNA of Nicrophorus vespilloides, 640 nucleotides long. RefSeq lists its product as uncharacterized. The transcript is spliced from 3 exons. The coding region runs from base 10 to 624 and encodes 204 amino acids. NCBI's taxonomy places the organism in Eukaryota, Metazoa, Arthropoda, Insecta, Coleoptera, Silphidae. The record is from RefSeq and is a predicted model, not a curated record.
UAUAGGAAUAUGAUGGAAAGUUACAUGGAACCGUAUCCUUCCUGGUUGAUAAAUGAAAAUAUGUCUAAUGUACUUUUGAAAAAUCUUGUAACGGGAAUAGUUUUCAACAUCAAUGAAAAAGUUAUUCCUUAUUGCACACCAAUUGAUGUAUGCGUCAAUUCUCUCAUAGCUUCUACAUAUGAUACAGCGCAUAUUACUGAAACUCUUAAAGUUUAUAAUGUAGGAACAAAUCAUCCGACUAUAAAAGAAAUACUCAAAAUAUUUAUUAAAGAAAACGUAAAGGAUCCUUGGUUGAUCUUUGGUAGCUUAAAGUAUAGAUUUCUGUGUCACAUCAAGGAUUUGGUUUUGGAGAUGAGUGGAAAGCGUGGGAUUUACGUUAGGGAAAUGGAGAAAAUGGAUUAUUCGAUAGAGAUUUCACGAAAAUUUUUAUUGAAGGAGUUGUAUUGUCACACAGAGAAUAUGGAAGAACUUUGGAAAAGUCUCAAUCAGAGUGAAAGGGAAUUGCUGUUUUUUAAUUUAAAUGACAUUGAUUUUGAGAAUUAUGUGAAAAGUUGGUUCAAAAUGGAAAAAAAAUAUAAUUCUAUGGACCCAAUUUCCACAAUGUUACAUUUAGCAAAACUUUAAAUUAUUGAUUCUAUAU